AUGGGUGUGGACGAGGUGGAGGUGGUGGAGUCGUGCAUGGUGGCACCCUGCCAGGAGACGCCCAGGAGAGGCAUGUGGCUCUCCCCGCUCGACCUCAUGCUGGUCAACAGAGGGCACACCCCCGCCGUCUACUUCUACCCGUACCGCUCCGAGCCCGGUGACUUCUUCGACGUGGUCAGGCUCAAGGCGGCGAUGGCCAAGGCACUCGUGGCUUUCUACCCCCUGGCCGGCCGCCUCGGCAUGGACGGCAACGGCCGGGCAGAGAUUGACUGCACCGGCCAGGGCGCGCUCUUCGUCGUCGCUCGCUCGGACCUCACCAUUGAUGACUUCCGCGACUUCUUGCCGUCGCCGGAGCUGAGGACGCUCUUUGUUCCCCGCGUCGAAGACCACUCGCCGUCCGUCCUGUGCGCUGUCCAGGUGACCUUCUUGAAGUGCGGCGGGGUGGCAUUAGGGACGGCGCCGCACCACGUCGCCGUGGACGCAAUCAGCGCGUUCCAUUUCUUGCAGACGUGGUCUACCUUCUCCAGGGGCGGCGGCACGGCGGCGCUAGAGCUCCCGUUCCACGACCGCACCCUCCUCCGCGCGCGCUCCCCACCCUUCGUCCACUCCGACGCCUUCUCGGUCUUCUGCCCCAAGCUGAACCUAUCCGUCCAGCCGUCAGAGACCGUCGUCACCCAAGCUUUCAUCGUCUCCAAGGACCAGAUCACCGCUCUCAAGCGUGCCUGCGUCGGCGGCGACGGCCGCCGCAUGAGCACGUUCUGCGCCCUGAGUGCCCACGUGUGGCGGUGCGUCUGCGUCGCCCGCCGUCUGCCACCGAACGCCACCACCCGCCUCACCUUCCCGGCCAGCGUCCGGCGCAGCAUGAGGCCGCCACUCCCGCCUGGCUACUGCGGCAACGGGAUCAUCUGGCUUGGUGCGGCUGGCAAGGUGCGAGAUGUCUCCUCCUCGGAGGACCUGGCGUUCGUGGCCGGCCAGAUAAGCAGCGCCGUCAGUCGGAUGGACGACGAGCUAGUGCGCUCGGCGAUAGACUACUUCGAGCUCACCCAGAUGGACAGCAAGCCGGCGCUGGGGCGCAUGCCAGACACGGAACUGCGGGUGAUCAGCUGGCUUGGCAUGCCGGUGUACGACGUAAACUUCGGGUGGGGGAAGCCGCUGGUAAUGCUGCGCGCCGUGUCGGAGCGCGCCGGGUUUGUCUAUCUGAUGGACAGCGGGAAGGGGGACGGCAGCGUGCGUGUCCUCAUAUGUACGGAGGCCGCGAUCCUCAACGACUUCCAGCGCCUACUGUACGCCCGGUUCUAGCUCCAUGCGCCGCCUGACAUCAGAGUACGGAUUGGGCCUUUCACCCUGUUAAUUUAUCAAACACCUCCACUGCCACCACAAUGGUAUUUUUGGAACUUCCGUUUGGGAGCCACGUCAGUCU
Molecule: messenger RNA, 1420 nt
Organism: Triticum dicoccoides
Lineage: Eukaryota; Viridiplantae; Streptophyta; Magnoliopsida; Poales; Poaceae
Product: putrescine hydroxycinnamoyltransferase 1-like
Exons: 1
Coding region: 1-1299 (432 amino acids)
Molecular function (GO): acyltransferase activity, transferring groups other than amino-acyl groups
Source: RefSeq, a predicted model, not a curated record